Spirodela intermedia is the source of this 3832-nucleotide messenger RNA. The record is from the annotation of a GenBank genome assembly. Lineage: Eukaryota; Viridiplantae; Streptophyta; Magnoliopsida; Alismatales; Araceae.
AUGGCUUUCCAUCGCGAGUCUCGUCAGUUCUCUGUUGGCGGAGAUCCCUCUGGUUCGACUUGCGCGGCGGCGCAGAAGCCGAGAACGUCUGGUUUAGAUGUCGACAAUGAUGAGAUGAUGUUCUCAGCGGAUCAUGAAUCCCGAUUGUUUCAGAAAGGAGGGGGUGUGCAGCGUUGCCUUCAUGGUUCAUCCAUUCGGACGACGCGGGGGCGGGGGAGUGAGGACCGAGACUGGAUUGCUGACGUAAGCAAUGGGAUCCCCACCGGGGAUCGUUCGGAUGGUAUGGAAGAUGAAGACGACGACGAACGUCAUGAUCUCGAAGAAGAUGGAGAGGACGAGGGUCGGAUCUUUCAGAAAGACGGUACCGAAGGCAAUCAGAACAACGGCAGCAGUAACCUCCAUUGCAGGUCUGAGAAGGUUCACCAGGACACUACGGAUCUACUCGUUCGCCAUUCUUCCUUUGGUAAGAAAAGGUCGAUUCAUAUUCUUCACACUUCCCGCUAUCAUCUAUCGUCGGCACUCAUUGAGUGGUUAAUAUCGGACCUCAGGAUCCAGAAGAGAAGUCUUGGCGGAGGAUGGGAAUGGCGACACUCACAUGGAGAAUUUCAACGGGCAGCAGAAGAAGCAGUAUCGUGCGGCUGAUUAUGAUAAGCCAGAUUCUCUUUCAGGAACAGAUUCAGAUGGUACUCAGACUUUACAAGGGGGAGAUGGACCAGACAAGCAUCAGGAGGAGUUAGGAAGGGAGAAGGAGCAUGAUUCUACCAGAGGGAAAGAAACGUCUUCCUCACUUGACUCAGGGGAGUGUGUCCGGAUGCACCUGUCCGACCCUAUAACGUGAGUGACAAACGUAUCUUGAAACUAUAUUCCUUUCAAACUGUAUUCCGAUGGAAUAAAUAGCCUAGUUUGCACCAGUGUUUGUGAAUAUGAUGACUUGAGUUUUUGUAAUUUCUGGGCGUCCCCUAGAUUCGCACCGAACUGGAAGUGUAAUUACCCCACUUUUAUUCUAGAAUAAGGGAGAGCUUCUGUAGAAGGCACCUUCAUUCUAUAAAUAAAGCAUGCUUCUUGGUCUAUACGGUCACAUAUACUGUAAUUCAUCUACAUUCAUGCAUGACUCCGUGUGUUCAUUUAUUUUAUUAUUUUUAGCGGCAAUGUACCCUAACAAUACUUUUUUGAAACAAUAUCUGACUAUUUCUUUAUCAUCUAGAUUUCAAAAUGAAUGAGAGAUUGGUGCUAGAAUGAUUGUUCAAAGCAAAGAAUAUUUAUAUAUCUAUAUAUGCAUUGUAAUGACUCGUGUAAAAGAGUUGUAAACCCAAUCAUUCUGAGUUAUUGUUUUAACUUCCCAACUAGCCUGAUUUUUACCGCUGUAAGGGUUUCUAAACAUGACGAAAUCGUGCCAGUUUGAUCAAGAUCGCUUAUAUCUGUACUUUUUCAGAGGUGCUCUGAUGGAUGAUGCAAUGAUCCUAUUUUGCGGUCAUUCUUAUGGAAGUGCUGGGAUGCAGCAUGUUAUUAGAAUGGUAGGUGCUCGUGUUCGAAUUUGGAACAACUUUUAUUUUUGUUAAAUCAUCCAUUUCUAUUUCAGAAAGGGAUACCGUUCACUAUGCGCAUGAUCCGGUUAGUGUGGAUAAUGCAGCACAUCCUUUCAUCAGAUCAUGUGUCGUAAGAGCACAAUGCCAGAAAUUGACGAUCUUACCAUGUUUUCAUCUCGUCUAAAAACAAUUCUUCAAAUAUUCAGUGAGUCUUAGGCUAUGAUUUUUGGGUGGUCACAAGCAUUCUGGACUAAGCACAAAAGUGGACGUAUAUUAGACUUAUUCUUGUUUAGUAUCUAUUUAGUUUCAGACUUGGGUAAUUGCUUACAAAUUAUGCGGUGAACUGAUUGAGUUUUAGAUAUCUUCUCAGCUAGAGCAAUGAUUGACUUCUGAUACAUUCUUUGCAUACUGGUGCCAUUGUCCCCUGUUUAAUACUUUUUGUAGUUCAUUCACAUUUCCUAUUUUUUAUGACUUUUCUUGUUGUUUCACUAUGCAGAAAUCUUGUUUUAAAUGCCAGCAGCCAGUUUCGGAGGAAAAGAUGCUACCAAAUUUGGGUACGAUGGCACUUCUAGUUUAACUCCCCAGUUGUAUAUAUUCAUUUCCUUCUCGAUGUUCUAUGGGUGUAUAAUUUAUUCUUUUUUAUUUCCAAAAAUGACCACUUAAGCACUAUUAAUCUUGACUAGCGGGAAAAUAUCUUAAUUUUGGUUGCUGGAACCUUUUCGCAACGGAGUUUGGUUCAUGAAAGAGCUUUAGCUCAGCUUGAUCGAGUGUUGAAUUUGGUAAUGGCAACCACAGUUCUUCGUGCUGCUGUACGAGCAUUCCGUCAUGAAGAAGAGUUUCAGUUUUCUCGGUCAGCUAAAAGAAAGAGGGACAGAUCAGACGUGGUAGUUAUUUUCUUGAAUCGCAUUUUCAGAAUUUGGUUUCUUGUCACCAUAGCUCCUGCUAUCCUUUUCCUUUGCCUUGAGCUGCUCUUCUUUUUCCCGUACAUAGGCAAAGCGUGACUAUGGUUAUCCUUUCUCAACGGAUCUCACAAGGGGUAAAGGUGUUCAGUUUCCAUUUGCUGUUUCUGACAGGGUGAUUAUCAAGGUACGUUGCAGGCAAAUUUCAAUCUACCAACAUGCCAACAAUUAUCACUAGCAUCAUUUUUGAUCAAGUUAGCCAUAUCUGCUCUAGCAAUGGACUAGACUUGCCGUCUAUUUAUUUCUUUUUAAGCAUUUGAUGUAGCAUCUUGAGGGAACUGUUCACAGGGAAACAAAAGGACACCAGACCGUUUCAUUGGACGUAUUGCUACUGUUACAACACAAUGCUUAAAUGGAUGGUUUGUGCCUUCUCUUUUCUUUUGGUUAUUUUAUCUCAUCGAUGCUUGAUCACAUUGUUCCAUUCCAGUAUUUUCAUCUUGAGGAUCUUUGCUGCGAAAUACAACAUUCCUCCAGAUUCUUUUCAAAAUCUAGAUAAAAUUUUGAGAGCUGUUCUAUUGUUGUAGAAGCUCAGAUCUCUACUACUAUGAUGUUAGUUUCCCAAGCAUGAUUAUCACAGAUGUUGAUGAUGAUGAAACAGAAAAUAACGCACUUCUUGUAGCAGUUAAUAUCAGCUGAGGUUAAUCAUGCUUUCUUUCGAGCUUACCAUAUAUUUUCACUCUGACUCUCAGCUCAUUUUCCCCUCAAAUGUUUACUCCUAUGGUGCCAAGUUCUUGUGAUUUAUUUGAUCUUAUAGUUUAAACUCAAGAUAUAUUAUUUCGUUACUAUUAUUUCACGUUCAUCACCUUCCAAAUGAGGAUCCAAGAGAUAGAAGUGCAGCACCUUAGCCUUUCAAUCACCCAGUAGAGGUGUCCAUGUUGAGAUAUUCUAUGUAGAUUUUUCUGUUAACUAUGUAUUAUGUACAUUUCCAUUUCAAAAAUAAAUAAAUUUGCCCAUGUUGAGAGUAUUCUAUCUGCUGUGUUGCCCUCUCCCAUGCCUUCGAAAAUCCACUCUUCCCUCAAGCAUCAUGGACAAUCUAGAAGACAAUGCAGGCGGCCAUACGCAUGAAAACAUGCAUAGGAUUUUUCCCUUUUGGAGUGGACCUGGAGGGGCGGUGCCCACGGAGACGAAAAACUCAAUUUUCUUUUUUUGUAAAAUUUUCCGAGGCUGAUUUUUCUAUAAUUUUAGAGUUACCCAUUGAACCCUAAGCUUUCGUCCAAUACAUUGGUGCCUGUUAGGUAUGUAGUGAAGACCUUGGAUAACGCCGAGUGCAUCAAGCUGCAGUACCGUUCAUUGGUCAAGAUGGCAGAUGAUCCCACCUCACAGGCGACCAACCCUCUGCAGGAAUGA